This is a messenger RNA of Larimichthys crocea (large yellow croaker), 888 nucleotides long. RefSeq names its product cysteine-rich hydrophobic domain 2 (gene chic2). NCBI's taxonomy places the organism in Eukaryota, Metazoa, Chordata, Actinopteri, Sciaenidae. Bases 237 to 752 code for a protein of 171 amino acids. The transcript has 6 exons. The record is from RefSeq and is a predicted model, not a curated record.
UGUCUGUCCCCCUUCCGGUUUGUCCGGUUACUGCGGCGGAUGUUGAUGUUUUGUCUCGGAGCCUGUGGACGAUGUGAACCGGAUCGUGUCCGGGACGCUUCAUCUACAUUCACCCGCCUCUGUGUUCGUCCUCGCGGCUCCUCGUCGGUCUCCUUUCCCCGGUAAACGUCCCGCUGUCCGUCGGCACCGUGUCUCUCCCGGUGUCUCUCCCGGGAAGCGCGAGGCCGAGCCGCGCGAUGAUGGAAGACUUUGACGAGAUCUACGAGGAGGAGGAGGAGGAGGAGGAGGACGAGGAGCGGGCCGCGGAGGAGCAGCAGCUCCUCAAGUACGCUCCGGACCCGGUGGUGGUGCGAGGGUCCGGCCACGUCACUGUGUUCGGGCUUAGUAACAAAUUCGAGUCAGAGUUUCCUUCAGCACUCACGGGAAAGGUGGCUCCGGAGGAAUUCAAAGCCAGUAUCAACCGCGUGAACAGCUGCCUGAGGAAGACGCUGCCGGUGAACGUGCGGUGGCUCCUGUGCGGCUGCCUCUGCUGCUGCUGCACGUUGGGCUUCAGUUUGUGGCCCGUCAUCUGUCUCAGCAAGAGGACAAGAAGAUCUAUAGAGAAACUUCUGGAGUGGGAGAACAGCAGACUGUACCACAAGUUGUGUUUGCAUUGGAGACUAAGCAAGAGGAAGUGUGAAACCAACAACAUGAUGGAAUAUGUAAUCCUAAUAGAGUUCUUACCUAAGAUCCCCAUCUUCAGACCGGACUAGCCCGACUGCGGCUGAUCUUGAAACCUUCACUGCUGCAUCACAAUGGCUGUCAAGCUCCUAAGAAGAAAAUAAAACAAAAAAAACCCCACAACGUACCCUUCCCGAAAUACUCCUGAUAUUUUUGUUUACAGGGUAG